Molecule: messenger RNA, 951 nt
Organism: Laccaria bicolor S238N-H82
Lineage: Eukaryota; Fungi; Basidiomycota; Agaricomycetes; Agaricales; Hydnangiaceae
Exons: 4
Coding region: 1-951 (316 amino acids)
Source: RefSeq, a predicted model, not a curated record
AUGUCGACGAGAAGAAAAAUACCCCAAGAUGUAUGCUCCUUUGUCGAAAACAAUCUUUCUCACUCACAUGAUGCAGUACUGUUGACGCUCUCCCAAUUUUCAAAAACUAGGCUUGAUUGCCUCCCUGUCCAUCUAACGCUCGUUGGCGUCGACCUUGCCUACAAUUGGAAGGCUGAAUCUCCUCAAACAACUUUAACAGAAAAGGACAUACAGGGCAACAACCAUCCUUUCUCUCGGCGAUUAUCACUGCCGUUUAUCACACUCCUGGACAACGUUAUAGGUAGAUUCGUUACCUGGCAAUUGGUUCGUCGCUAUCCCCUGAUUUUUGGCUCCUGGUCAACUCUACACGGAAACUACAUACUUUUCUCCCAUCUUUUCUUCAAUCAUGCAAAUCGCCCGACGCUCUCCUCAUCCCGAUUUCCGAGACAGGUGCAGACAACUAUUCAAGGUCAUACUCUAAUGGCUCUCUUAAUCAAACCCCCCAAAACCCUAAUGUUGAUUAAUCAGUUCAUGCGUUCACGAACAGCGGAAAUUUCGGCCGCUCAAUUGCGAGCUCUGUCAGCUUAUAUGCCAGACGUUGAAUUGCCAGCACCGGAACCUACGGACCUCGAGGCUUUUCUUUCGACAAUGGAGCGCGUCUACCGAUCUGGUUUGCGUAUACCACAAUUUAAGGGACUCUCACGUGUGCCAUGCAGGAGUGACGAGGACGACGAUGAGCUGUCCCAGGAACAUCGACAGCCAGCACAUGAUCCAGAUUUAUAUGACGACGCUGUCUGGGGUGGACCCGACCUGAAUCAUUCCGCAAAGUUAUUAGAGGCAGAUUUGGUCCCUUCCUUCCCAUCAGGUACGCGGGUUUUGACUGGAUGCUACGCUGAUAUUGAGGCCAGGCGAACGGAGAGAUUUUUGUCAGUGGAGCGAGAAGGACGUUUUCGAACAAGAACAAUUGGGUGA